AACCUGCCCACCGUCUCUUCUUUUUUUUACCUGCUUAUGGCUUACCGUUUCCUUUGAGCAGAAGGUCUGUAAUUUGCUAUUAUCCUUUUAUCUGAUAACAAGAAAGGACCUAGGUAUUCAUUAUGUGGCUACUUUAUUAGGUAAAAUUUUACUCUUCAAUGUGAAUGCAAGUACAACACACACAUACAUACAUUCAACUACUCAGUCUCUCCAAGCAAGCGGACAGGUCAAUUUUUGUACUUAUUGAAAGCAUCAGAAUACUCAGCACAAAUGUCCGAUAAACUUUCGAUCUGUCGCAGAUCUUAAAAUGCAAUCUAAUUGUACCGAAGACACCUGACUCAGAAGCCUGACCAUCAUUACCUAAGCUAGCCAGAAAAGUGUCCAUCCAGAAAAUAUGAGUCCUUUAGCAACAAUCAACGCCUCCAUGAUGGCCCUGCGCCUCACAGUCAAAAAAUGGACUCCUAUUGUCCUGUCAAAUGCCGCAUUACAUGAUGAAGAAAUUCCCAGAAGUUUUACGGAAGGUCUAACUGAGUAUGAAGAUAUUGAACUUCCUGCGCGGAAACGACUCAAUGUUACAAAAAGAGUGCCUGAUAUCCCGCCGAACAUCAAAUUCCCAAAAAUGGCGAAGAGGAUUGGUCUGAUGCAGGGUCGUGAGGAUGUUCAUAACACUCUCCUUCACAAGCAGUUUGGCAUCAUUGCUUUAAGAGGUGGGAGAUUAAAGGUGAAGCAUUUCGAGCAAAUCAGAAACACAACCUUUAGGCAUUUAGACAAGGAGAAGCAAUUCGCCAUUUACAGAGUUGAAAUGCCAUGGCAGCCACUUUUCAGAAAGGGAAUCGGUCAUAAAAUGGGAGGAGGCAAAGGAGGAAUUGCAGAAUACUGCACUCCAGUCAGACCAGAUCAAGUCAUCAUUGAAGUUGGUGGCCUUUGCAGUUACUUUGAGGUGGAGACGUGGCUUACUCAUUUGGCCAACAGAAUGCCAUUCAAAUCCAUGGCGGUGAGUCAAGAGAUCAUGGAAAGGAGAGCUGAGAACUAUGCCCAUAUUGAGAAACUCAAUGAUAAUAAGUGGAAUCUGGAGUAUAUUUUCAAAAAUCAAAUGGGCUCCUCAAAAAGGUGGAUACGACGACAGGAUUACUUCCACUUUGGAAAGUACUACUAGAUUUACGCGAUUACUAUGAACAGUAAAUUUGUGUAGCCUCAAUGUAAGUUUUUUGUAAUUUUUUGUUAUUGCCAAUGAAGAACUUUGAAACCAUAA
This is a messenger RNA of Bemisia tabaci, 1252 nucleotides long. RefSeq names its product mitochondrial ribosomal protein L16 (gene mRpL16). Gene Ontology annotation, biological process: mitochondrial translation. NCBI's taxonomy places the organism in Eukaryota, Metazoa, Arthropoda, Insecta, Hemiptera, Aleyrodidae. Gene Ontology annotation, cellular component: mitochondrial large ribosomal subunit; ribosome. Gene Ontology annotation, molecular function: rRNA binding; structural constituent of ribosome. The record is from RefSeq and is a predicted model, not a curated record.